AUGCCGCCAGCCACCUCUUCCUCCCUCCACCUCCUCCUCCUCCUCCUCCUCUUCAUCCUCUCCGUCCUCCACCCCUCCGCCUCCAUCUGCCUCCCCCGCGGCUCCACCACCAGCCCUCCUCCUCCCCCUCCCGCCACUUCCAGUACCCCUCCUCCUUCUCAUCUACCCGGCCGCCCCUCCCCUCCCACUGAUCCUUCCCUUACUAAUUACGCGUCCCACCUCAUCGAAUUCUUCUGCAACCACACCGACUUCUCAGACCUCUGUCUCAAAUCCCUCAAAAAUUCUUCCGCCGUCCUCAAAUCACCCACCAACUCCACCGUUCUCGCCGCCCUCAUGAAAGCGGUCGACGUCAAGACCCACGACGCCCGCUCCUUUGCACAAAACCUCUCCGCCGAUCCCCAUUUUGACGCCAAGACUCGCGAACUGCUGCACGAUUGCAUCGACGUCUACGACGAUGCUCUCGACAAUCUCGAAGCCGCCAAAGAGGCUAUCAGGGUUGGAGAUAUCGGCACGCGAGACUCGAUGUUGAGCGCCAUGAUCAGCAAUUUCGGCACUUGCGAGGAUGGGUUCGCAGAGUUCAGCAUCAAAUCCCCUUUGGAGGAUUGGUCCGAGACAUUGCAGAGCAUGACUGACAAUUGUCUUGCCAUCAUCAACAUGAACAGGAUUCAUGAUGAUUACUGAAAAUCAAGAAUGAAUAUUUUUUAUUUUAUUAUAUAUAAUUUUUGUUGAUUAAGCACUCUUCAUACAUACUGUUUUC
Dendrobium catenatum is the source of this 757-nucleotide messenger RNA. RefSeq names its product pectinesterase inhibitor-like. Lineage: Eukaryota; Viridiplantae; Streptophyta; Magnoliopsida; Asparagales; Orchidaceae. Gene Ontology annotation, biological process: negative regulation of catalytic activity. The record is from RefSeq and is a predicted model, not a curated record. The transcript has a single exon. Gene Ontology annotation, molecular function: enzyme inhibitor activity. Bases 1 to 681 code for a protein of 226 amino acids.